AAUCGAAUUAGAAGAGAUAGAAAGAGUUCAACUGGUGUGCAAACAAACUGGAAUACAGACCGAUACACACCUACUUCUCCAUGAAAGUGUAUCUCGACCAAAGAACAAAAAACAACAACACUUUUGAAUAGUGCAUGUAACUGCUGGCAGCUAAAAGUGUGAGAAAGAGAUAAAAAGUGAAACGAAUUUUUCUUCUUAAACACAUCCAACACAGAUAAAAACAUGGUCGAAUGAGAAAAAAGGUAAAACGUCGGACACUCUCCAGAAUGACGGAUAUACACGUACACGUAGUUAACUAUUAUACACAAGCACACGGCGUAAGCAAUGAAAUAGAAUAGCGAAACGAUUGCAGCGAUUGAAGUGCAGACGAGCGAGAAAGAAUGUCAUGUACAGCAAUAGUUCAAUAUCGUUCGGUUUAACGACGUUCAGUGGCGUUCUAUUUAAUGAGCGUAUUGGUCACGUACAGCAAGCGCACAACCAAUUUAUAAUAUUCACUGAGCGAUUUCGAUCAUCGACUCAACAAGAACAAUACAAUUUAUGCAUCGGUUCAUUUCGCAUUUUGAUUGAGAAAGUUGAGUGCAAGUUUUCGGUUUAAAAAUUCAAUUUUGUAUCAAUUUUUCUUUGAUUAAAGUAUGAAUAUAGAGCACUGAGUGGGUUUGUCUCGCUUGGUUCAAAACCAGUUCACAAUAUUUGGCAGAAAGUUGAUUUCGAAUGAAAAAAAAAAUGGUGAAAUUAUUCCUCAUUCUGAUAUAAAUAUACACGAAAUAUAGUUAAAUAGAUCACAAUACAAACAUUGAUGAAAUACCACCAAUAGAUAAGAUACAAAACGAUAACACACCGAAACGAGUGCUUCGACGACAAAUUGAAUAGUAUAACGGUUUUAACUGCGUUUGCUACAAGAACCAAAAAAAAGAAAGAACAAUUUUUUUUAUAUUCGAGAUUUGAUUUUCGUUGUUUCAAUCAUUUGUUUUCUCUCUUUUAUUUCUUCUGCUGUGAACGUGCUUUAAAUCAAACGUAUAUGUUAUGGCAAUGAACAAUCAAAGCUUUGAAGUGAACGGAAACUUACGACGUGCGAGUGCAAAUGCAAAAUCAGAAUAAUAUCUAUCAUAAGACGAUUUAGCUUAGUCACAGUCUGUGCAAAACAAUAAAAAUAUGUUAGAAGUAUAAACAAUGGAAAUCAUGACGCACCAUUGAUUUUUUUUUAUUUUGCUUAAGUAAUUGAGAGAGCACAGCGAGUGAUUAUGCUGAAGUGUGAAAUUCUCGGAAACGAUUUAAUUUGGUUCGGUGUGUGAUUUGAACGGAGUUAACGGUUGGAAAUAUUAUUAUGAAAGAAAACGCAACGAAAUGACUUUACGACGGAACUAAAUUUGAAGUGAAAGAUGAAGUAAAAUCGUAAUCACUUGAUUGUUUGGAGUUUUUUUCGAAUUCAAAAGUAACUGAAAAACUAGAAUAUUACUUGAAGAAAAGAGACAUUUUCUGUUUAUCGAACGGUGUUAAGUAAAGAGGAUGGAUAUGCGCGGUAGAUCUGGUGCUACCGGUGGCAGUGGCGGCGGUGGUGGUAUGCACGAUGUACGCGAAGACAUUUUAUUGGAAACGAAUUUCGAUGAAGAUGGCGUUUUAACGCUUGCUCAUGCAACCAAUCAACCGUCGAUCGGUCAUCAUCGAUCGAAAAUUACAAAUGGUGAAAAUCCAUUAUUGCAACGAACGCGACGUAGUCUUUAUCGAUCGGACACAUCGAUCGAUCGUUAUAGCGAAUAUUCGUUGCAUGGACGACGUGAUCCAGGAAAUUGCUGUAGAUCAUGUAUGACACGAAUACCAUACGCAACAAUGAUUGCGACGGUGAUGUGUUUGAUUGGUGUGGCGAUAUUUUGCACAUCAAUGUAUCGUGGAGCAUCGCUGAUGAUUAUCAUGUUUGAUCGUGUAUUUCGCUUUCGAAUCUUUUGGAUUGAAGCCGUACAAAUGAUAUUCGUUACGAUUGGCGCAUCAAUGGCCGGCCUCGGAUUUAUGAUAUUAUUUGUUGGAUGUUUGGCCACCGGUUCAACGCGAUACAAAGUCUAUCGAGCAUGGCGAUCACGUGUUGGCGGCCGUAUUUCAUGUGCAGUUUUCAUGGCGAUUACCUAUAUAUUGACAAUCAUUUGGACGAUAAUGUUUUGCUUCUUGUGCAUUGUAACAUUUGUGUACACGAUAUUUUGGCAAAUGUGCAACGAAAACAGUCAUGAAAAUCCACGCGAAUGCUUAAUUGAUUUGGUCCAGUUUCAUUUCCUAUUCCCGGCCGGAUCCCGUCAACAAGAUAUGAAAGUAUGCGAUAAAUUCCAAAUCAAGGCGUUCUGCAAGGAUGGCGUUGAACCGGCCGAAACAAUGUUUAUAAUAGCGACCAUUUCGUGUUUGUUAAUCAUUUUAAGUUUGGUACAUUAUUUAAUGUGCUUGUCCGCUAAUUAUGCGCAUAUACGUGAUCAUGAAAAAUUCCAAGAGCUGCAGGAAAUUCAAAAUCUCAACGAUAUGGAAUACAGUGCGGCGUCAAAAGAACGUUUCUAAGCGUAUCGCUGCAAUUAAUACCAAACACGUACAAAAAUAUACAUACACCGAGAUAUUUAGUAUAUGUUCCGGAUCAAAGAGAUUUUUUUUAUUCCAAUUUUUUUUUUGUUUUCAAUC
This is a messenger RNA of Contarinia nasturtii (swede midge), 2652 nucleotides long. RefSeq names its product neuronal membrane glycoprotein M6-a (gene M6). The transcript is spliced from 6 exons. The coding region runs from base 1507 to 2535 and encodes 342 amino acids. Lineage: Eukaryota; Metazoa; Arthropoda; Insecta; Diptera; Cecidomyiidae. The record is from RefSeq and is a predicted model, not a curated record. Gene Ontology annotation, biological process: neuron projection development. Gene Ontology annotation, cellular component: plasma membrane.